This is a messenger RNA of Ahaetulla prasina, 3082 nucleotides long. Its product is annotated as zinc finger and SCAN domain-containing protein 12-like. The transcript has 6 exons. The record is from RefSeq and is a predicted model, not a curated record. Gene Ontology annotation, biological process: regulation of transcription by RNA polymerase II. Gene Ontology annotation, molecular function: RNA polymerase II cis-regulatory region sequence-specific DNA binding; DNA-binding transcription factor activity, RNA polymerase II-specific. Bases 506 to 2716 code for a protein of 736 amino acids. Lineage: Eukaryota; Metazoa; Chordata; Lepidosauria; Squamata; Colubridae.
GUGGGCAUAAUAUUCGGCAAGGCCUCUUCCUGCGCCCAACCACCCUGCCUUGUAGGAAACUAUCAAAAGAACGAGAGGCAACAACCAACCCGCAGCCCAUCUAUGCCAGGGGAGUGCCUAGAGUGUGGGGGCAAAGCGCUAAUGCCCAGAAUCAGCUGUCCGUCUCUUUCAAGGAAGAAAAUUGAUGUCUGCUAAUCAAGAAAUGUUGCUGGUCCCUUCCUUGAGUAAUUUCUUCUUCUUCUUCUUCUUCUUCUUUUGACUGAAAUCUUCCAACGUUUGUAGGCCUCACCAGAAGAUCCGUCUGGUUCCUCCUUUGUAAUCAUUUAUCUUUAUUUUAAAAGUCAUCUUUCAAAGAAGAGGCUACAAUUAUUCCCGAGCUUAUUUGGCUUGGAAAUCCUCGUCAUUGCAGUUUUGACGAGGAUUUCCAGUUUUGACGUCAGCUUCAACCGGGACCUUUCCUUCGCUGUAUGUGGAUGUUGCCUUCUGUGAAACGUUAGCCGCAAAAAUGGCUACCGAACUGAGGGCUGGAGGAGCCGCGUUUCUCUCCUUCCAGAAUGUUCUGGGACACGGCAUGAACCCUACAAGAAAGUCUGAGGAGGAAGCCCAAGUGCGGGCUCUGGAUGCUGAUGGGGAACAGAUGGUCCCUCGGGUCAUUCAGGUUGGGACCAUAGGAGAAUUUCUAGGAUGGAUGGCUCCCCAAGAGAUGAUCCAAGGAUCAGAAGGAGGUUUGGCUCAACGCUGGGAGGCCCAGUGGCAGGAAGUCUUGAAGGCAGUCCAGCUUCUUCCUUCUGGGUUUGGGACUCCACACCAGUCAAAACCUUUUCCCUGGGACUCCUGCGAAUCCUUCCCCAACACCAGCCAGUGGUCGAAUGGAGAAAGCGUUCCUCAGUAUUUGGUGGUCAACAACGGCGAGUUACCUCCUCGGAUCCUUUAUGGUCCAGAGGUUGAAGGAAACAGGCCAAUGAAGGACGUACUUGUGGACCAAGAGGCUCUCUUGAUCGAGCAUCAGCGCCAACGUUUUAGGCAGUACAGUUACCAGGAGGUUGACGAACCUCAAGAAGUUUGCAAGAGACUCCGGGAAUUUUGCUAUCAAUGGCUGAAGCCAGAGAAGCACUCCAAAGAGCAGAUCCUGGAACUGGUGAUCCUGGAGCAGUUCCUGGCCAUCCUACCUCUAGAGAUGCAGGGCUGGGUCAGGGACCGUUUUCCUCAGGCUUGUUCCCAGGCCGUGAGUCUCGCAGAAGAGUUCCUCAGGAGUCAGAAACAGGAGAUUAAGGUGCUGGAACCGUGCGCAGCAGUGGUGAUGGUCUCCCCGGAUGCUGAAGGAUCCCUGGCAGCUUCUGGAUCUAACGGCCUCCUUUGUGGAGAAGUUGAACUGAAAGACGGUCAGGAUCCCAACUCAGUGGGUGAUCCCGCCAUGAGCAGAAAUCUCCUGGGGGUCUCUCAGCCAGGGGGUCCUGAGCUUCCCGUGUUGUUUGGAUCCUUAAUGGCGCUACCGGGAUCCCUCGAGAACAGGGAUGGGCUGGGGCAGAAGAACCCAACGGAGCCGAUCCAGAAAGGGGAAGGCGCGAGGCUGUGCAGCGAAGGGGUCUAUGAGACAGUGGUCCGUUUGGAGGAACACGGACACUGGUGCCUCGAAUGCGGCGAAAGCUUUCAAGACGCCUCGCAGCUUCAGAAUCACCAGAAUUCCCAUUCGGGCCGGAAGCGUCCAGAAUGUCCAGAAUGCGGGAAAAGUUUCCGGGAUCUUUCGCACGUUCUCCGGCAUCAAACCGUCCACACGGGAGAGAAACCCUACGCCUGCUUCAAAUGUGGACAGAGUUUCACCCAAAAACCAGCACUUAACCGGCAUCUGAGAAAACAUUUGGAAAGCCAGAGUGACUCAGGUUUCAUCCCAAGUAUGAAACCCGCAAGGACUGACAUGGGUAGUCGUAAGCGUCCAGAGUGCUUGGCAUGUGGGAAGAGUUUCCGGGAUGUUUCUCAGGUCCUUCGGCAUCAGACGGUCCAUACGGGAGAGAGGCCUUACAGCUGCCUUGAGUGUGGGCAAAGUUUCACUCAAAAGCCGGCCCUCAACCGACACAAGAGGAAACAUCUCAAAGGCGAAACCUACGAAGGAGACCAAGAACGGCACGGGAACCAGGAAAAUAGCCACCGGGAUGGGGCAACCCCUUCUUGGGCCUGGCCUAACCAAACAUUCCCCGAGAACGGAGUUGGCCCCUUGGCCAGCAGCUUGGGACAGCGGCCAUCGAUGAAUCAGUAUCCCGAAUCUGCCUCCGGCACGGGCCAGCAAGGCAAAACAGCCAGGAAAACCGUCAGCCGUCGAGGGCAGAAGAAAUACUGGUGCUUUAUCUGCAUCAAAGGUUUUCGGGACAAGGCGGAUUUGGUAAGGCACAACCGGAUCCACACGGGAGAGAAACCUUACACCUGCCUGGACUGCGGACGGAAAUUCAGCUACACAUCCAGCUUGUACAAGCACCAGCUGAUCCACAGGAGAGCGGGCAACCUGAAGGGGAACCAGUUCAGAGAGAUGUCCGUAGACUACAAUCCAGAUAAUUUUUCGGCCAUCCGCACAGCUCCCUUGGCCGGUCUUGAGGGCAGCGGGAGGUGGAGGAAUGGGGUGAAGUUGGAGGCGACUGAGGAAAAACCGCCCACGGAGGCCUUGUCGGUAGGAAAGGCCGACACGCAAUCGAGUGACUUUGCUUUCGAUAUUUCUGCGACGUAAUUCAAAGCGGUCGGCUUUACUUUUUUGUACCUGGUGCGUUUCGGGACAGAUCGGACUUAAGCAUCCAGGACUUCUAGCUUGAAUAGAGAAGAGAAGCUUGGCUUGUUGAUAAAAGCGAUUCAGUUCAAACUAACCAGCCGAAUCCCCUGUCCACAGGUGGGUGGGUGGGUGUACACACAAACCUGCCCCACCGCAUGCUUCUGUAUAUAUGUGUAUAUAUAUAUGUACGUAAAGACUCUUUCUUAUCUCUGACCAUUGUUACAUUAUUAAUAUUAUUAUUUUAUGCACAAUAACACUUCACUGACCUCCGUUGCAGUUUUCCUUUCUCCGUUCCAAUAAAAGGCUAAGCCAGCUUUGUUAUCACAG